Messenger RNA from Neodiprion fabricii, 4639 nucleotides. RefSeq names its product lachesin-like. The transcript is spliced from 10 exons. Gene Ontology annotation, cellular component: neuron projection. Lineage: Eukaryota; Metazoa; Arthropoda; Insecta; Hymenoptera; Diprionidae. The coding region runs from base 290 to 1681 and encodes 463 amino acids. The record is from RefSeq and is a predicted model, not a curated record.
CGCCGACGUCUUGACGAAUCCGAUAUCGUUUUAACGAUGAGUCGAAUACCCAGUUUUCGACACACAAUCAGCGAUCAACUCGUCGCGGCAUAAAUCCGCUCUAAAAAUUCGAUGCUCCAAGGUUCUAAAGCGGGAAUGUGCGCGACUCGAGGGACACAGAGGCUCCCCGGAAUUUAGACGUGGACAUAGAGGGAAUCUGGAACGUGUGCCUCCGGAUUUCAGAAAAUUGGCCUAAGGUUGAGAGUCUCGAUAUUCGAAACUCCCUGAAACAUUUACGCCGAAAACAAACAUGCUGCGGUUUAUGCAGAUUGGUGCACAUCCAGCAGGUUCGAAUCGCUCGUCGAGCUGCAUAAGACAAAUUCUCGCUCUCAUGGCAUCGAGGAAACUCGCUGCUGUUCUUGGAGCGAUUCUGCAUCUUUCCCUGUGCCAAAAUUCGCCGGAAGUGAAACCAGAGUUUCUGGCCCCGUUGGAGAACCACACGGUAACACAAGGCCGGGACGUAUCGUUCACCUGUGUCGUGAAUCACCUUCAAUCUUACAAGGUCGCCUGGAUCAAGUCGGACUCGAGAGCCAUCCUGGCAAUCCACACGCAUAUGGUCGCCCAUAAUCCACGAAUAUCUGUUACGCACAACGGUCAUAACACUUGGAAGCUUCAUGUGGCGAAUGUUCAGAAAAACGACUCGGGGACGUACAUGUGCCAGGUGAACACGGACCCGAUGCGAAGCCAGAACGGUUACAUGGAGGUAGUAAUCCCACCCGACAUUAAGGACGACGCCUCUGCCGACGGCCUUGUCGCCAAGGAAGGCGGGAAUAUUAGACUGCGAUGUCAGGCGACCGGAACUCCGAUGCCCAACGUUACGUGGCGCCGAGAGGACGGCCGGAACAUAAUCCUGCGACACGACAAUCAGAAGGAAGCACUCAAGUACCACGACGGCGAAAUACUCGAGCUAACCGGCGUUCUCCGACAAGAAAUGGGAUCCUAUCUCUGCAUCGCCAGCAACGGCGUUCCUCCGAGUGUCAGCAAGCGAUAUUCCAUCGAUGUGAAUUUCCAACCGCUAAUCAAGGUCCACACUCAGCUCGUGGCUGCGCCUCUUCAGAGCGACGUGUUGCUUCAAUGUUCCGUCGAAGCCUCGCCCCGAGCCAUGAACACAUGGUACAAAGACACAGGUGAGAAAUUGCUACCCAACGAGAAAUACAAGAUGGAGGAAGCGUCGGUGAACGACUACUCGUGGCAGAUGAAUCUGACGAUUCGUUCUCUGGAACAAAGGGACCUUGGUAGCUACGUUUGUUCGGCGGCGAACGCGCUUGGAAAUGCCGAGGGGGUGGUAAGGCUGCAGGAAUUAAAUUUGCCGAAAACGACGCCGGUGAGUUUGACGAGGAACACGGAUCCUCGACCGCGAAAAAAACCGCCAAGGACCAAGAAAAAAAAUGGAAAAAUGUACGCCGGCCGGGCCGAGGGCGAUGAUGGAUUCGCGGGUAACGACGACGACCUCGCGACGACCCAGAGGAUGGGCGGAAGCGGAAGCACGCAGGACGGUCAUCGCACCGAGGAACCUCUGACGGUGCCUUCCCUCUCGCCACCCUGGGUGAUCCUGAACACGGCGAGCAGGAAGCGGUUCUUUGGCCUGCAGAAGGCGACGCUGCUGCUUUUCCUGCUCUUCGUUACAGCGGUGUACAAGUGAAGGAUUACGCGUUCCUUGCUUUGCGCACAAAAUGCAUUCGCCGCGCGUCGUCAGAUUCGUAUUAUUUAUACCGUCGUUAACAUGUGUUAUGAUUGCUGUUUGUACAUCGUUAUCAAUUAUACUGUAAUGUUGUAAAUACCAAUGGUCGAUACUUUUUCUUACAACGAUAUUCGCGAGGGAGGUGAAUUUAAGGGUGAUAUAUUGCCGGACGAAAGGUCAAACAAUUACCGCGAGUAAAAAAUUAAGGACGAUACUCGGGUAAUUAUUAACCCGGAUUUAACGUGAUCAAGGUCAUUCAGCUCUGACGAUUAUCAGUUAUCAAAAUCAUCCGCAGCACAGGCCUCGACGAGGGUUGAUAUUGCCUAUUAUCGUGGCGAAAUUGGUGCGAUAGUUCAAGGAUUUGAAUUAAUGGUACGUCGGACUUUUUUUCGAUUCACAAGCAGCGUUUGAGGGUCGCGUUACGUGAAAUUUGAAUUUUAUCCACAUUGUUCGCAAGUUUUUUUUUUUUUUUUUUACAUUCCAUUAAUUUAAAUCGCAGCAUCGAAUCGGGAUGGAAAAAUUAUAUUGCGAAAUUAUAGUCGGUUAAAACGGCGAUAUAUGGACUGAUUCUAGCUAUUUGGUCGGAGAGCGUAUAACAUAUUAUAUCGUCUAUGAAAACGUGAGAUAUAUGUUGCGAAUCAAUAUAGGUAUAUAUAUAUAUAUAUACAUAUAUACAUGUAUAUUAAACUGAUCCAACUAAGCCGACUAUUUAUUUUCAAAGUCACAUGUUUAAUAUUUGUAGGAGGAGGAAAUAAGAAGCCAGUUAUAAUUCGAGCCCUUAAUAUUAACAUUUAGUAGUUCCUGAACGCAAUUUUCAUUUCCCAUUUAAUUAGCACGAGAAAAUAAUUUUAGUUAUUUCUGAAUUCUGUAGCUCAGUAGCAACGCAAUGUAUAUAAAUGUCCGAUAUAUAUUUUUGUAGGAAAUUUAAUGCUUCACAAAAACGCUUGUUAUAAUUUUUUGGUAACUAAACUCUUUCAAAAGUUAUUCAAGGUUCAAGUUGAAAUCAUGUGGAAAAUUGCAUUCAGUAACCGCUAUAUAUUAAUAUUAGGGGUCAAAUUAUAACAAGCGUCUUGUUUCCUCUUCCUAGAACUAUUAAACGUGUGACUGAAAAAAAAUAAGGUUUUUUCUUUUGGAUCAGUUUAAUAUACGUAUACAUAUGAAAGUAACACGCAGGUUAUGUAUAAAAAAUCGUGUUAAUCAAUCUAUAUCCCUAAGUUGUAUAAAUAUAUACUUAACUGUAUACAAAUGUAUAACAACGCUUUGUUAAUAUGAGCAAAAGAUAAUAUUCUUCCAAGACGUUCUUCCAAUAUUUAAAAACACUCUUCAUCACCUCUUUAAAAUGAAUAAUAUUUUUUAUAAUUGCCUAAUCAUUGUAAUCUUGCGAUCCGUUGAGUAUACACCCAAAUAUUUGUUUCGUGAGUGGUAUAAUAAUUCUGAAAUAUUCCACGGUCAGAGCUGUAGAUACACUUUCCUAAAAUUGCACCUGCAUAAUUUUUCAUGUUGCGUCAACUUUAAUCGGGUUUUUAAUUACGGGUUACAUUCAGAGGUUUCACACAAUACGAAAAAAUUAUCAAACAGGACAAUGGAUGAUUACUACUGUAGAUCAUCACGAAGUUUUGCUGUAUUUUUCGUCACAGAUCCUACAUUGUAUCUUUCGGUUUCGCGAUGACGAAUAAAACUCAUGAAAUAUAAUGAUUAAGGAAAUUCAUAACAAAUACUUGUAUUACGUUAUACUAAGUAAUUGUGAGCUGAUUUGUUAACAGACGUUGUUGAUCGCCCUUUAAAAAAAAGGCAAUCACUAACUCGAUAGCUUGGAAUUUUUUAUUCGAGUGAAUAUUGGACUGAGACCCACGAGCGGAUUAACGUCAACAGGAAUAAGAGCUACUGCUGCCAUGUGAAAUUGAGUAGUUGGUAUUUCGCCUGAGCCCCUCUAACGAGAAGGGCUAUUUUGUUCUGAGAUCCGGCAGGGGUUUGUUAGCUUGCAAUCAAAGCCUAAUAAGGUAAAUUUGGCAAAUAAAUCUCUCUCUCUCUCUCUCUCUACGCUCGUAACAAUCGCACACUGUACAACAUUUUAACCUUGUAGCAGUAUGUAUAUAUUUCGGGUAUGUUAUAUAAUGUUUACCUGCGCCAAGACUCAAUUGACCGAGCUUUUUGAUCGUAAUUACUAGUUACACAAACUGUUGGCUAAUCAAUUGUCACAGACCGCUGUAACAUUCAACUGUGAUUGAAUACCUACAAUUACUAACAAUUAGAAAGGAAUACUUUUGGCACAGGCUGCGAUGUGAAAAUUCACAUCGCCACCAGUUUCUCACAAAUUUAUACCCGACUUCCGAAUUAUUAUGUAGUUUGAUACUGCUUGGGAAUUUAUUAAGUAAUUCGCAAUUAUAACUCGAAAUUGAAUUUGACGGUCAUCAAUUCCGACGAGAGUGAAGCGGUUUAUAUUCAAUGUGAAGUUUGUUUGCUCGUAGGUCAAUGAUCAUUAUUCAUACAAUUUCAAAUUACUAUUAUUUUAGCGCAACGGAACUUUCGAUGCAAAAACAUACAAUAUUGUGUUGGGGAACGGACUUUGAAGUAUCCAUUGGAAAAUAGAAUUUGAUUCGUAUUACCGUUGAUCGUACAAAGUAGAAAUUUUAUAAUUUAUAUGACGAACGAUGACAAGAAAUUUCGUUAAUUUCUUCCAUCUAAACUUUGUUAAUUAAUUUUACAAGGUUGUUUGAUAAUUAUUAUAAUAAGCACGGUGUCGUGACAAUAAAUAUUUGCUAAUAGUUGAUACGUAUAGUUGUUCGAGAAUAGGAAUUAAGGAAUAACGGUUUAAUAUCGUCUCAUAAUGAACCAAAGAAAUCUACGGUCCUUCACAGUCGGCAUACCUAUCUAUACGCCGAUGAACGUGUUUUAAGUUGUGAGUAAAAAAAAAAAAAA